AUGCCGCCAUACUUGCCGGAUCCUGAGAACUUAGCUGAUUUCGACGACGACCUCCUACCAAAGGAGGAUCGUGUCGAUGAGUACGCCAAUGGUCAUUGGGUUGUGCCACGUAAUAGACAGUAUAACAAUCGCCGGAAGCAAGCAUCUCGACAAGGGCGGUACGCUGGCGAUCGCCAUAGACGUCCCAACCGUGGCAACAGGCAUACUCUGGUACCUGGACAAUUUAACAUCGACGUCAAGAAAGACUCCACAUUCUCACAUGGUCUGGAAGCUCAGCAUGAGGAGAUGGCUGCUCAGGCUAAGCAGUUCAGUGCCAAGAUCGGUGCUAGCAACGGCAUCACUAUGAAGCCAGCUGUGCCGGCGACAAUCAUGGCCGACGGUGGUGGCGAAGUUUUCCAGGCUGAGGACCACCCGAUUGGUGCACUUGUGAAGAGGUCUAGUGUUCUAGCGACGAAGUCAUCGAAGUCAGCCAUAGAAAUCAAGCCAACAGUAGAUGACAACCUCUCUGAGCCACCAGCAUUCAACUUCGUAGCGAAGAAAUCACACACCAAGACAGCGCCUACAGUAGAUUUCCGGUCUUCGCCUCCAGAAUAUAGCCCGGAUCGCUGCUUAGAGAUUCAAGUGGGCAAAGCUGGUGGUGAUGCGGGACCGAUGGAUCAUCUUUGGAAAGACAUGGCUCCCAGCCAUCAUCCUCGGGCCAGUUCGCCGGCGAUGUCGUCUUCGUCCGCGUCAAACCCAUUCGCUUCGUCCGUCGACAGCGGAAUGUCGUCGUCAUCGGAGGACGACACGCGUAAAGCCAGAAAUAUGCUAGAUCGGGAUGAGAACUUCCUGUUCGCAAUAGCGGACGAUUCCCUGGAUCCGAAGAUCCUAACAGCACAACAUUGGCCAGCUGUAGGAGAGGCUGGCCAUACUAUCGAACACAGCCAGCUAUCUAGACGCCUGAGCUUGGUUCGGCGGACCUCAGUAGGGAGCACUUUCAUCGCGACGCCUAUCAUCACGAAAGGCCAGCAAGGCAGUAUCGCAAACCAAGAUGAAUCAGACAGAGACGGAGAUGAUAGAGAAGACCCAGGGAAGUUCGAGAUAGAUGUUAUCGACAUGAUGGACGACUGGGACCUGUUGGAAGAAGAAGUCGUUACUGGAAUGGUAGGUGGCUACGAGGCGGACGACGAGUGCGAAAUUACCAAGUCGGCUGCCAACAGUGCUUGGCCCACUGCCGACAAUGGUCAAGGUAGACAAUCGUGGGCGAGAUGGCUCGGCUUUCGUUCUGAUGAGCGUGCUUUUUGA
This is a messenger RNA of Recurvomyces mirabilis, 1284 nucleotides long. RefSeq lists its product as uncharacterized. The coding region runs from base 1 to 1284 and encodes 427 amino acids. The transcript is spliced from 2 exons. NCBI's taxonomy places the organism in Eukaryota, Fungi, Ascomycota, Dothideomycetes, Mycosphaerellales, Teratosphaeriaceae. The record is from RefSeq and is a predicted model, not a curated record.